GGUCUAUGUCAUAGGCAAAGGAAUUCUCUAUGAAAUAACCAACCUAACCUAACAAUCUAAUUAAUCUAACAAUAAAUUAAAGAAAGUCUUUAUUCAAAUCAAAGGUACACUUUCUUUUUAUGAAAAUUUGAAAUACUUUCAAUUAAUUAUUUUACUGCCAUAUGUAUCGUUUCGAAAUGAAAGUGGAGGCAUGUGAUAUUGAUAAAACUUUUGAGUGUUCAGAGUCGGAGAAAGAUUUCAAGACUUAUUUAGAAAAAAAAGAAGAUGUUGAUAUUUCCGAACAAUUCAUAGAUGAUAAAGGAGUUCAUGAUAGGACACUAUACUUGAAAAAUAUUGAUAAAAGUGACUUGAAACAUUCAUCUGAACAUAAUGGUUUUCAAGAUGAUUCUUUGAAGACAGAAGAAUCUCCACAAUUUCAUGCUGAAUCUUAUCAAUCAAACAUAACGGGACAUAAAUGUCAGCUAUGUAAUUAUACUACAAAUCUGAGGGAGAAUCUGAAGGUGCAUAUAAAUUCUGUUCAUUCAAAUUUGAAGCCACAUAAGUGUCCCCUGUGUGAUUAUGCUACUAAUCGUAAAGUGAAUCUCAGACUACAUACAAAUUCUGUUCAUUUAAAAUUGAAGGAGCAUACUUGUCACCUGUGUGAUUUUGCUGCAAAUCAGAAAGGACAUCUCAAACAACAUAUAAUUUCAGUUCAUUCGAAUUUGAAAGAGCAUAAGUGUCACCUGUGUGAUUAUGGUUCGAAUAGAAAACUUCAGCUCAAAAAACAUGUAAAUUCAGUCCAUUUCAACCUGAACGAAUAUCAUUGUCACCUGUGUGGUUAUGCUACAAAUCAUAAAGUACAUCUUGAACAACAUAUGAAUUCUAUUCACAUAAAUUUGAAGGAACACAAGUGUCACCUGUGUGAUUUUGCUACAAAUCGUAAAAUGAUUCUCAAACGACAUGUAGAAUCCGUUCAUUUGAAAUUGAAGCAAAUUAAGUGUCACUUGUGUGAUUAUGCUACAAAUCGGAAAGAUGUUCUCAAACGACAUAUAGAAUCAGUUCAUUUGAAUUUCAAAGAACAUAAGUGUCUCCUGUGUGAUUAUGCUGCAAAUCAGAAAAUGGAGAUCAAGAGACAUUUCGAUUCGGUUCAUUUAAAAUUGAAGAAACAUAAGUGUCAUAUGUGUGAUUAUGCCGCAAAUUCUAAAAAAUGUGUUGAAUGGCAUAAAGAAUCAGUCCAUUUUAAAUUGAGGAAACAUAAAUGUCACCUGUGUGAUUAUGCUGCAAAUCUGAAAAUGAGUCUCGAGAGACAUUUAGUUUCGGUUCAUUUAAAUUUGAAAGAACAUAAGUGUCACCUGUGUGAUUAUGCUGCAAAUCUCAAAAAAAAUCUCAAAGAUCAUAUAGAAUCAGUUCAUUUAAAAUUGAAGGAACAUAAUUGUCUUCAGUGUGAUUUUGCUACAAAUAGGUUUUAUUUUCUCAAACGACAUGUACAAUCAGUUCAUUUGAAAUUGAAGGAACAUAAGUGUCAUCUGUGUGAUUAUGCUGCAAAUCUGAAAAUGAAUCUCAAGAGACAUUUAGUUUCGGUUCAUUUAAAUUUGAAAGAACAUAAGUGUCACCUGUGUGAUUAUGCUGCAAAUUUCAAAAAAAAUCUCAAAGAUCAUAUAGAAUCAGUUCAUUUAAAAUUGAAGGAACAUAAGUGUCAUCUGUGUGAUUAUGCUGCAAAUCAGAAAGUGCAUCUCGAAAAACAUUUGAAUUCAGUUCAUUUGAAUUUGAAGCCACAUAAGUGUCACAUGUGAUUAUGCUGCAAAUCGGAAAAUGUAUCUUCAGCAACAUUUAGAUUUUGUUCAUUUAAAUUCGAAGAAAGAAGUAUCACCUGUGUAAUUAUACUACAAAUCGGAGAGGGAUUCUCAAACCCCAAAUUUAAGAAAUAAGACACUAAUGGCUCAAAGUUUUCCAUUAUAUGCGAGCGUACGUGCAUUCAACACUAUACCAGAAAAUAUAGUUGCUACUGAUAGUACUAAAACAAAAAUUCAUCCCAAGCUCAAACAAUACAUGGAAACUUUGGAAUGAGGAAAACCUACUUGUUUAUUUUGAUAAAUAUUUAAAUUUAUUUUUUUAUAUAUUGUUUACUUGAUGUUUAUGUUAUUUCAUUUUCAAAUGUAAACUAAAUCUUUUAUAUAUUGUCAAUAAAGACCUAUUAUUGUUA
Messenger RNA from Harmonia axyridis, 2182 nucleotides. Its product is annotated as zinc finger Y-chromosomal protein 1-like. Gene Ontology annotation, molecular function: DNA-binding transcription factor activity, RNA polymerase II-specific; RNA polymerase II transcription regulatory region sequence-specific DNA binding. NCBI's taxonomy places the organism in Eukaryota, Metazoa, Arthropoda, Insecta, Coleoptera, Coccinellidae. The record is from RefSeq and is a predicted model, not a curated record. Bases 162 to 1772 code for a protein of 536 amino acids. Gene Ontology annotation, biological process: regulation of transcription by RNA polymerase II. The transcript has 4 exons. Gene Ontology annotation, cellular component: nucleus.